This is a messenger RNA of Rotaria sp. Silwood2, 975 nucleotides long. The record is from the annotation of a GenBank genome assembly. NCBI's taxonomy places the organism in Eukaryota, Metazoa, Rotifera, Eurotatoria, Philodinida, Philodinidae.
AUGGGCGAUUUUACCUAUGAUGUUGUUCUGACAUUGAGAGAUCUGGGCAAAGGUCUAGGUGUCACAAUGCCAUGGAUAACUCAAAGUGACGAUUUGAUUCAGAGCAAGGUUGAAGAGAAACUCGGCCUUCAUGUUUAUCCACGACCACCAGAUUUUCCAUCGGAACUAUUUCGUCGAUGGAUCGUAUUCAAUGCUCGCGAGCAAAAGUUUCAAGUUGUCAAAGGUAUUACUAUUGAAAUCUUACGUAAACUCAUCAAUGUCGAAGCAAAUGCACCAGCACCAGAGUGUAUACUGGCUCGUGCGCAUCUUCAAAAUGCUUUUUCUAUGUGUAAUCCGGAUGGUAGCGCUCCUCGUCUGAUAGAUUUCGACAAAUUUCACGGUUCAUUUACGCCCGAAUUUUAUCCACGUCGAUUUGCAUUGAAAGAUUCACUCUAUUCACAACGACUCGACAUACUUGCCACCUUACUCAAAUACGUUCUUGAGCGCUAUCAAAACUGCAGACCUCCAAUAAAAUAUUGUGAGCUAUCGAUCGGCGUCGGCGACCUUUGUCGUCCAUGGGUCUUUGAUGUACUACGUAGUUUUCCCGCCUAUCAACCAAUUAUCGGAUGCAUACUUGAGUCCGGCAGCUUUCGUACGAUGAUCGAGAAGGAUCAUUUUCCUCAGCUCAGGAACGCUUUUAAAAUGCCAAAUGAGAAACCAUUGCCUUGCGUACUCAAUGUUGUUUACAAAUUUCUGGCUGGUUUCAACCGACAAACUCUCAAGGGGAAUGGCCUCGAAAAUCAGCUGAAUGCUCUUCGCUUACUCAACGAUUCGCCUAGUUUGGCCAUUUAUUACAUGCUGAAAGAAAUUAAGCGAAGUGAAGAUGAUGAAGAUGCAAGAAGAUGUACUGAGGUAAAUUUAGAGGUCAGAAGUUCACAUCCAUGCGGAAAACAAGUUGCCAGUAAAAGACAAAAGAUGAUUGGGGGUAGUUUCUGA